CGCCUUUGCGGUGAAGGAGCAGCAGGCGAGCACACACACACACACACACACACAAAGACACAAACACACGAACACAUGCUCGGCCGCCGCAUCCUGCGAGUUGAAACAAAAGAAACUUUGUGCCAAUCGCUGAAAAGGAUGGUAAAGAAAUGACCGAGGGACUUUGAAGGCAUCACUGUCUGUCUGGAAAGGCAAGACGAGUGUUGGACUAUGAGCGAAUUCUUCGCCUUUCCCAAGCAAAACAGACGUUUUUUCACAACUUUAUGUCUUUUCUGGACACCUUUGUAGAUGAGACUCUGCUGGUGCUGACUUUUUAUUCAUCGUUCAUCACACGAAAAGUUGAAGAGGAUGGCACCACUUCUCAUCUGCGGCUUUAUUCUUCUCAAAGUUGUCUUUGGUGACGCUUGUGCCAGCGGACAGUUCACCGAAUCCGGCGAGUGUUGCCGUGUGUGUCCUGCGGGCUUCGGAGUGGCGGUGGAGUGUGGAAAAGAUGAUACUAAAUGUACACCAUGCCCACAGGGAACUUUCUCCUCCUCUGAAGACCUCGGCCGUUGCCUCCCGUGCUCGCAGUGCCCGUACGGCGUCCCCACGUUGGCCACGUGCUCCGCCGUUGAGGACACGCAAUGCGAAUGCGACAGCGGCUUCUUCUACUUCCGAGCCUACGGCCUGUGCGCGCCUUGUUCCAAAUGCAAGCGUGGCGAGGGGGCGGCGCAGGAGUGCGGCCCCAAGGGGGACACGCAGUGCCGGCUCUGCGUCCCGGGAACUUUCUCCGAAGAGCACGCUAACACCAAACCGUGCCAGACCUGCACCCAGUGCACGGACAGCGAGGUGGAGAUCCGGGCCUGCAUGCCCAACUCUGACACACUCUGCAUGGAUAAAAAGCUGCACAUUCUCUCCCGCGACACUCCGAGCUGGUCCGGUGUGGAGGAGGUGACAGCAGGCGGAGGAAGUCCUGCCCCGGGGACGCCCAAGUUCACCCCCCAGGGUGAGAAGGGCGGCAACAACAUCCUGGCCUACGUGUCGGUGCUGGCAGCGGUGGUCCUGGGCCUGCUCGUCUACGUCGCUUACAAGUGGUGGGUCCUCAUCAGUGCUGGCGUUCGUGUAAACAGAAGCAGGCUCUGUCCAAGGCGCGGGCGGCCGAGCUGGGAGCGUCUCCGGAGGGAGAGAAGCUCCAAAGUGACAGCGGAGUUUUCCUCGACUCGCAGAGUCUGCAAGACAAUCAGCCCUGCAAAGGUACAAAGAGGGACAGCAAGCAGGACACCCGCCUAUACAUCAACCUGCCGCCCCACAGACAGGAAGAAGUGGAGCGUCUCCUGCAGGAAGGAGCGGGGCGUGGCUGGCGGCAGCUGGGCCAGGCGCUGGGGUACGAGGCCGAACAGCUGGACCUGUUUGGGCGCGGCGAGGCCCCCGCGCGCACGCUCCUCUCCAACUGGGCCCUGAAAGAAGGCUCCACUCUGGGACUGCUGUGCUCGGCGCUGGCUCGCAUCGAGAGGCCCGACGUGGUCUCGGCUCUCAACUGCCCCGCGCAGGGCGCCUCGGUGGUGUGACGCGGUCCCCGCCCACGAGCCGCAUAGGCAGGCCCACUCGCACCGCUAUGACAAUGGAGCACGGCAGUUGUUUUGCCUUCCUUGGACACUUGAGUCUUUUUAACCAACAGAAAAAUAGUGUUAUAGCCACAAAGUGCCAUUUUUCUUAUGGAUCUCCGCAAGCGCCUUAAAUCAGCGUAAUUGUAAUCAAUCAGUCUGGUGCUCUAUGAACUAUUUCCUUUUGUUAUCACCUAUAAUAAUGUCCAUGAACCACACAGUGUGUCUACAAUCAGAACUGUCAAUGUGGACUAUUCAUUCAUUUAUAGUAUUCUAUUUUCUCAAAAUGGAAAUUUGUGUGAUAUUUAAUCAAUGCAGUACAUAAUAGUUUUAAUAAUCUGGGUGUCAAACUCAAGCCACAUCAUUUCCUGUGGCCCAAUCGAAGGAAAAUACAGUGUGUCGUGUCAUGUUUCUUGCUAAAUAGAUUUGUUCUGUCAAAAAAUCUGUACCAAAAUUGCAAUUAUUCAUUCACUUUAACCGGUUUUAGAAUCAUUUAUUUACACCAAACCCCUACUUAACAUAAACGGGACAACAGUUGUAUUCUAAAAUACUGCCGUGGCACUAUUUUCCAUGACGUAUAAUUUCAAAUUGAAUGUGUUGUUAAAAAUCUAUACAAUAUAAUAACAAAUGCAGGGACAAUUGUGUAUAUUUGAUAUGACAAUGAGAUUAUACAUUAUGUUUUUUUAAAGUCAUUACGACAGAGGGAAACCAUCAUUAUGAUAUGGCCCGUGACAAAAAUGAGUUAGACACCCCAAAUUGUUUUUUGUUUACAUACUGUACAUGCUAUUUCAACAACAACAAAAAAAGUGCCUUUCCUUGUUUUCUACUCUCCUUGUGGUUUCUCAUGCAGAAAUCAACAUUUAAUUUGGAAGUAUGCAAAUUAGUCUUGGUAUUGCCUUUUUUUUUUUUUUUUUUUUCCCCCCCACAUCUAAUGUCUACACAGGCAUAGCCACAGGAGGCCGUUUGUUAAGUUAUACGUGGCCAGAAAGAAAGUCAUAGUCAAUGAUGAUUAGAAUUUCUCACAAAGGAGGCUGAUACGGUAUAACAUGUGACAAUAGUUAAGGACUCCAAACUAGAAUGCAUGCAUAACGGAGAUAAUUGUUGACAUAAAACACUUAAAAUGUCCUUAUUUGUGUUUGAAAUGUUCUAUUGUUUUGUUCUGUUGGUAUUUCUUCAAUCAGAGCAAACAUGAAGAAUUUAGUGGAUGAUAGUGACACUGUUAUUUGGAGCUCUUCCUCGCUGUGAUUGUAAAUAUCUCAAAUGUUUUCCUCGCAGUAGCACACAACGAGAUUCAGGUUAUCAAGACUGACGAAAGGGAUUACAUGAAGACAGAACAUCUUCCCUUCUCGCGUUUUGUAUUUAUUUUACCACCAUUUUAAGUUGAAAUCCUCCCGCCUUCCUCCAACACGUCUGUGUGUGUGACACUAUGUGAUGACCGCAGAUGGUUUAGGUCAUUUUUUUAAAUGCCAGUCAUGUAGGUUUUAUUUUUAUUUUUAUUUUUUUUUGAGGGGGAGGGGUUUAUAUUUCAUCUUACUGUGUCCGUUUUGUCUCAUUCAAUGAAUAAAUAAUUUGUAAUAAAACUGAAUGCUCUUGUUA
Messenger RNA from Phyllopteryx taeniolatus (common seadragon), 3179 nucleotides. RefSeq names its product neurotrophin receptor associated death domain (gene nradd). The coding region runs from base 349 to 1440 and encodes 363 amino acids. Lineage: Eukaryota; Metazoa; Chordata; Actinopteri; Syngnathiformes; Syngnathidae. The transcript has 6 exons. Gene Ontology annotation, molecular function: coreceptor activity; nerve growth factor binding; death receptor activity. Gene Ontology annotation, cellular component: cell surface; plasma membrane. The record is from RefSeq and is a predicted model, not a curated record. Gene Ontology annotation, biological process: Rho protein signal transduction.